Molecule: messenger RNA, 3025 nt
Organism: Xyrichtys novacula (pearly razorfish)
Lineage: Eukaryota; Metazoa; Chordata; Actinopteri; Labriformes; Labridae
Source: the annotation of a GenBank genome assembly
AUGUCUGUCCGUAUUUCAGCCAUGAGUGUUCUCCCUCCUGUUCGAAAGGACCGUGUCAUCGCUCAGCUCCCUCAGGUAAAGUCAUGAACUCUGUAAGCGAUAAUCCGCAUACCUAAUGAGAGUCCUAACAGGGUGAGACAUGACCUCUUUUUUCACUUCUCAUCAAAGUCUUGUCUCACCCUGUUUGGCUUCUCAUUUACACAUCACCUGCUCACUCUGCAUCAUGCUGCUUGUUAGCUAAUUUUACAUUCUCCCUUCUGCAGUGUUAUAGGAAAGAGGCAGCCUUACACACGAAAGAGGAGUUCAACAACAAAGUGAAGACUGCCUGUCAGGAGCAGCGCACUGGCACUGUGGGGUGAGUCCUGCAACCAGAGAGGAAAUAAGACGCAGGGAGUGGUGUAAGGGGGCACUUGUUUAAUAUUUUCUUUUUUCUCUUGUUUUUAUCUCAGCAGAUUUAAAAUCUCUAAAGUCAUCGUGGUGGGUGACCUGGCUGUGGGUAAAACUUGUCUGAUUAAUAGGUAAGCUUUAAUGCAUUUAAAACAGGGCAACUUCUGGGUAAUAAAUAACAAAACUGAGGAAGACUGUGAACCUCCUACAAGGAAGCAAUAUCUUCAGAAUUCAUUAUUAUUAGUUUUCCUUUAUUCCUGUGAAAUAACUCUUCGACUGAAGGUUCUCAGAGGGCACUGCUUUCAGCUCAGCAGUUUGGUUCAAAUGAGGGUCGAAAUCAGGUCAGAGUAGCUGGAUGAUCUGAUUUUUGAAUGACACAAAUGAUUAUGAAGUUGAGCUUAAAUGCUUGUCUUGUAGUGGUAUUGGUACUACAUGUGUAAUUCUCCCCAAAUUGUAAAAAUAAAGCUUUUUCUUCAGCUGCAAGGCCUGGACCUUCCCCCUAACACCAGUGUCAGACAUAAUGAAAAUAAGGUUUAAAAAUGUCAGUCUUGUCUUUGCUGCUGAUUUUUUUUUAACCCAGUCGCUUUAAAGAAAUCAAAAUGUUUUUUUCUGUCUAUUUAUUUAAUUAAAAGGUUCAGGUUUAGCAGUUUUGUUCUUCAUUUGUUAGUACUAUCAAGUUUUUGUCUAACAAAUGUAAAAAAAUACUGUGAUAUUAGCAUCAGAUAUCAGCAAUUUUUAAUCCUGCUUUCGCUAUUGGAGUCAUCAUUGGCUGUUAAAAUACUGAUAUUUUUUUACCCCUGAUUUGCAUCCCGUUUUUUGUGUAUUUAGGUUUUGCAAAGAUGCCUUUGAUAAGAACUACAAAGCCACGAUCGGGGUCGACUUUGAGAUGGAGAGGUUUGAGGUGCUGGGAGUUCCUUUCAGCCUGCAGCUGUGAGUCUCUACUUUCAGAAAUAACACAGUGUCAGUAAACUGUGUCUGUCUGUUGUGUGCUCACUGAUCUCUCUUUAUGUUACAGCUGGGACACUGCUGGCCAAGAGAGGUUCAAGUGCAUCGCGUCUACGUACUACAGAGGAGCUCAGGGUGAGAAACUUGUGUUAAAACACUGUUUAAUCAAAAACAUGAUGUCAUGAUGAGAAAAAAAUGUUUUUUAAGCAUCUGUGAUAUUUCCUUUAAUUGCAGUUGUGAUCAUCGUGUUUGAUGUGAAUGAUGUUGCAUCUUUGGGCCAUGUGAGGUAAAAUGAUUCAUGUAGAGCUGACAUUAUUUACACUUUUAUAGCUUUUUUCCCCCCAAACUGUAGGAAUCAAACUUGUCUGUUUGUGUUUGCAGGCAGUGGCUGGAGGACGCCUUAAAAGAAAACGACCCCACCGCUGUUCAGCUCUUCCUUGUUGGCACAAAGAAAGACCUGAGUGUGAGUCCGUUUGACUGUUUAAAGUUUAAAGUCUGUGUCUUUUACACAAGUCAAACGUCCGUUGUUUGGGUCUUUGCCAGCAGCACAAAGAGCUUGUGCCCUCGCUCAGACCUCAGGAAUGUUGUUUCUCCAUCAUUAACCAGACUGGGGCCGAAAAGAUGGGAAUAAGACUUUCAUAAUAAGAUAUUACUGACUGUAGAAAGGAGGUUGUUUAUUUAGGUUUCUGAUUGGAAGAGAAAAAGAGCUGCAAACUCAAAACUCCUUUUUAGUUAGGACUUUUUAGGGACAGUCAGUUGGAAAAAGGUCUUUGAGCAGAAACUAUAAUUUCCUGUCCUUUUUUAAAACUAUGGGGGCAGCAUCAUGAAUAUAGGGGGAGUUUCAACAAACAGGAGGAAUGUUUGCAAUCAAAAACUUUUCAACCACAUGCAUCUGAUACUGAGGGAUCCUUUGAAUCUACUUAAGAAGUUUGUAAUUUGAACUAUGUUACAUGUUGAGAGUUUUUAUCAGCUCGUAAAAAAUGUUAAGGAGAGUCUGUUUGCCUGGGUUUGAUGUGAAUAUGUUUGUUUGUGAUUGUACUGUCUUUGCCGUCUUCAACAGUCUCCUGCUCAGUAUUCUCAGAUUGAACAAGAUGCCCUCAAAAUUGCACAAGAGAUCACAGCAGAGUAUUGGGCCGUGUCGUCCCUGACCGGUGAGUCGGAUUAUUUGACUUAAGAGUGAAAUUCAGUGAUCAUUUUUAUCACUAGAUCACUUAAAAGUUUGUAGUAAACUUUACUCAGAGUAUCUCUUUUAGUCAUUUAUUCAUUUUUUUCCCUGGAAGAGUAAUAUCAGCCAGUGAGACAGCUAAAAAAAAUCUACAUAUACAUGACAUGGCUGCUGAUAAAGAGGUUUUAAUAAAGUGAUGGGGUUCAUUUGAUGUCUCUUCCCUAUUUCAAUAAACUUCAAUAAACUAAUUUUUACAUCGUCAACUUCUGCCUGCAGGAGAAAACGUGAACGAGUUUUUCUUCCGAGUUGCAUCCUUGGCCUUCGAGACCAACGUUCUUGCUGAGUUAGAGAAAAGCGGAACGAGGCAAAUCGGGGAAGUUGUCAGUGAGUAUCCGAUGAUUCCUCUGUCAUUAUUUAUCACAUUUGUCAAGUUUUUAAGACUUUGAUUUGAAUCUUUCAGAAAUUAACAGCACCUCGAACAACCUGUACACUACAUCGAAGAAGAAACAGCCGAACUGCUGUCAGUGA